AGUUUGGAAGCCAACCACGCGUGCAGCCCGACCCGGAAAACGGACCCGCGUGCGGAAAAUAGCCGGAAAAGCCGUGGAAAUUACCAUAACGCGACCCCCGACCGCCGCGUUUCCCCGAUUUUAAUUUUAACGUUCGCGUGUCUGUGUCUCCUUAUCGUCACGAUCGACCGGCCGGUUUGCUGAAGGAUCACGAACGUCCAGACGUGUUUCGGGUCAGUUUGUGUGUGUCUGCGGGUCAUACGUGGCGCCGGUAAAGUUUCUAUCCUCCUGGACCCUCUUCAGCGACCGAAUUUGGACGGAAUUUAAGGAGUAUCCAGAUCCUCAAAAAAAGGACUCCAUCGAACUGUUAUAUUGUGUUUCUACCUCAGUCUCUUCGCAUUUCCCACAACGUUAUCAGCACCAGUAAAGAUGGAGAAGUGGAUGAUACCAUGCGGUCACGCCGGAAGCAGCAAAAAUUCAAACCAGAUAGAUCUAAUCCAGACCAUCAUAGACCAGAGCAAGAGAUCGCUGGUGAUGAUAGACACGCUGAAAGAUAAAUUUGCCAUCAAAACAUUCGGAAGCAAUUGGACAGACGUGCAAGAAUUCCAAGGAAGUAUACAACCGCUGAGUUGGUUUCCUAAGAUAGAGAAAGAGCUCGGAAAGCCUCUGAGCAAAGAGGAACUAGACAAGAUAGAGCUCAACACCCUCCUGAAAGACUCCUAUAAGAACUUGCAAAUAAUAGCAGUGGCAGUUGACCAGAUGAUAAGCGACGAGGAAAAGCGACGCGGUACUCUUAUUGAGGAUUAUAGGAAGACGAUCGAAUUGUACGUUCUCAGUGUGUUGUGCGAGAUUCAAACGGCGUCUAAUACCUUGAACGUGGCUAGACACAAAGAUGUAGAACGCACCAUUAUCGAUCCGAAAGACAAGAACGGGGAUGAUACCACCAUGAUGACGCGCCACUACCUGAUCAUAAGGGACUACCUCAGACUCCUAGAGUACAUCAUCGAAUGCUACGAACACGUCAAGUCCAAACUGUAAGACCUACAAACCGUCGAACGACGAUCAAAUGAAAAGUAUUAUGGAAAAAAUGUCUCCACUUAAUUUAUGUAAAUAUUUAUUCCUAAUUUAUUUCUAUUUUAUUUUAAUCUUAAUUAUUUAUAUCUAAUUUUAAGAUUGUAUAUGUACAUAUUAUAUUUUAGACGAUUGUAGUGCGAAAUUUCAAAUUAACACCAUUUGUCGAUUUACUGUACGGUGUUUCUUUGAAAGUGAAGAAGUUUGUGGCAGCAUAGACGAACUGAACUUGCUGAUGAUGUACUUACAAGAAGAAUAAAUGUAAUUAAAUGUUGACUUUGUACAAUUUAUAAAUAUUGUUGAUCUUGUAAAUUCCUUGUGAUUGUAACGUAUUCUAAACGUUUGUUGUCCAUUUAUUACUAUUGACAUGUUCGAAUUGUAUAUUGAUGUUGAAAACCAUUGAAGGCAGUUGAUUUUCUAUUGACGGUUGACGUUUCGAUCGUUUUCACUCGUUGUAUUUGAGACCCGUCGCUGCUACCAGUGUUUUUCAGUGGAAAAAUUAUGACAAUUGACCAUUUUUAUUGCAAAUUGGCAUACUGUGAUAACUAUUCGUUAUUUAAGUCAAUAAACGAUACAGGUCGGUUCAAGGAUGGGAGGUCGUUCUUGCCACGUGGCCUACCAACGUUCCAGAUUUAUAACGGUUAGGGAAAAUAUUUUAUUCGAAACAGCGACCUUUCAGAUUUGAACCGUGCAUGUUUUUGUUAUAA
Coccinella septempunctata (seven-spotted ladybird) is the source of this 1757-nucleotide messenger RNA. RefSeq lists its product as uncharacterized. Bases 409 to 1017 code for a protein of 202 amino acids. The record is from RefSeq and is a predicted model, not a curated record. NCBI's taxonomy places the organism in Eukaryota, Metazoa, Arthropoda, Insecta, Coleoptera, Coccinellidae. The transcript has 5 exons.